Anas platyrhynchos (mallard) is the source of this 1106-nucleotide messenger RNA. The record is from RefSeq and is a predicted model, not a curated record. Lineage: Eukaryota; Metazoa; Chordata; Aves; Anseriformes; Anatidae.
UCGCUGGAGUUGAACCUGCGCUGGAAUUGUACCUGCGAGCCACGGUUGGACGGAAUACAAGGACCGGUCCUGCAACGCAGCUCAGGAGGUGAAAAGGAUUACAAAUUGCUGAAUCCCCGCACCCGAGGCCUGAAAGGUGAAUGGAACCACACCCGCACCCGCAGCUCGGAAAGGGAGUCCUCGCACCCGGGAUGAGCCUAUAGAGGGUCCCGCCGGAAAGCGUCGCCGAGGUCUUUGCAAAGGCUGCAACGGUACCGACGUAUAUAAAGCACUUCAGCAUGCCGCCGAAAUGCGUCGGGAAACGGCCGGAGCAGCGGGAGGAGCCGCCCCGCGACGACACAAAAAGUGGCUUUUACGACAACGGCAGCGACGGCAACAGCACCAGCACCAGCUGCGACGAAUCCCUUUUUCUCCGACCAGCCACCAGAGGGAGCCUCGGCCUGGAUUUGGCAACCGCAGUCGAUGUGACUUUAUUGGAUUCGAGACCCACCAGGAUAAAAACAGGACUUAUUGGACCAGUUAUUGUUAAUAAGGAACCUGUGGGAGCUUUGUUAAUAGGGAGAUCGUCUGCCACCAUGAAUGGAUUACAAAUAUUAACUGGACUUAUUGACAAGGAUUACUUUGGGGAAAUACAAAUUAUGGUUUCUGCAAUGUUUCCUCCAAUUCAUGUGCCGAAAGGCACAAAAAUAGCACAGUUGAUCCCAUUGCCUCAUCUUGCUGAAUCAUUAGCAUCGGAAUCUGCAAAGCAUCGAGGACUGGGAGCAUUUGGCUCCACGGGAAAAGUGGCUUUGUUGACACUUGGUAUGCGACACAGACCAUGACAAAAAGUCACUGUGUGUUUAAAGGAUGAGAAAAUACAGAUUGAGGCAUUGUUGGACACUGGUGCUGAUGUAUCUAUAAUCAGCACAAAGGAUUGGCCCUCACAUUGGCCUACAUUUGAGUCUAAUGCCACAGUUUCGGGAGUAGGAGGUAUGACUCUUGCUCGUCGGUCACCAGUGCUACAAUGGACAAUAGGUGAUAAGGUGGUACAAUGCAGUGUCUCCAUCUUAUCACUACCUGAAGGAGUACAAGCGCUGGUAGGGCGAGAUAUCCUUGCCCAAAUGGGA